AUGGACCACCCGAGUCCGUCCGCCGACCGCAGCGGCGGUGCGGCAGCACCACCACCACCUACAGCAGGGACGACCAGGCGAGAAGGAGAUGUGCCACCUGGCGUAGAGAUUAUAUCCGACGACGAAAGUUCGGCCAGUUCAAUGUCGGAUGAGGAGGAUCCAGGUGACGACCACGACCACGACAACAAAAAGCAUCGCCGCGGCGAUCCUACGGCUGCCGGCGGCAGAUAUAGACCCGAAACGCCUUCGCCACCGCCGCAGAGGCGGUCGCAGCCACACGUUCCGCCGCCGCCGAGGGGAAGCAGGGAGAGAGAUAUUCGUGCAGAACGACAUCGUGACUUGCGGGAUCGUGAUCGGGAUAGAGAUAGGGAUAGGGAUCGCGACAGGGACAGAUCCCGGGGGCCGGAACCGAAGCGACGGGGAGGAGGAGGAGGAGGACUGCCGCCAUCGCCACCACUGGACAGGGACCGGGAUCGGGAUCGAGAAAGGGACAGGGACAGGGACAGGGACCGCGAAAGGGACUACGACAGAGAUCGGGACAGAGACAGAGACAGCGACAGAAGCCUGCGCGACAGCCCUCCCCUGAGAGGCAGCCCCCGCCUACGAGACAGCCCUCGCAUAAGGGAACGAAAGCGACAGAGCUUCGCGCCGGACGAAAAGUACCAAGGAGAAGGGGGCCGCAGCAACGUCAACGGCCACGCGAGAAGACAGCAGAGCGUACCCCCCAACAGCGCCAACAACGGUGCGAAAAGGCAGAGCAUCACGGAGCGCCUCAUGAGCACCUGGACGGCAGCGCGGUCAGGCGCGGCGCGCGGCGCAGGGGAUCAUCCGCCGGGCGUAGGGGCCGCGGCCGCAGCCGCGUCGUCGACGCUCCCUUCGCGCCGCGCUUCAUCCGCCUCGACAGCGAGUAAGGCGUUUAACCCCGUCGGCAGGGUGCGCGAGUGGCUCGACACGUGUAACGCCGAGCACGGCGACCACUGCUCCGGCCCGCCUGCGGAUACGUGGCGGCCGAUAUGGCUGAUUGACUCGGUGAACCGGUGUCUUGUGCGCGCGAGGGCGACGGAUCGGUAUAUCGCGCUCAGCUACGUCUACGAGCCGCCGCUGCCUUCGUCGCGGGGUCCCGUGGAGACGUUGCGGGAGAAUCUGGAGGUGCUGACGGCGAGCAUGGAUGAUGCGGAUAUACCGCAGACGAUUCUGGAUGCCAUGUGGUUGGCGAGGAAGCUGGGGAUCAAGUACCUCUGGGUCGACCGGUUUUGUAUCGUGCAGGAUGAUGAUGUGGAGAGGGAGGAGUAUGUUAAGAAUAUGGCGUACGUGUAUGCGAAUGCGUACAUGACCAUCGUGGCGGCUGCGGGCGACGCAGAAUCCGGGUUGACGGGCCUGUUGCGGAGGACGCCGCCGCCGCGGGGCGCCGCGGGGAGGAAGCAUGAUGAUCUUGUGCUCUCGUCGCGAUGGGCGGGCCGGGCGUGGACGGUGCAGGAGGGUAUGUACUCGCGGCGGAAGGUGUACGUUUUCGAGGAGACGGUGACGUGGGAGUGCCACUGCGACGCGUGGCAGGGACCGCCGGGCGCGGCGGGGGGCGGCGGCAGGUUCAGCAAGAUCCUCAAGGGCGGAGGGUUGGGGAGGCACGGCGGCGGCGGGGGGCCGUGUCUGUCGAGGACGUUCCCUGCCGCGACGGGGUAUUUGCACCCCGUGUGGCCCGACAUGGACGAGUACGCGCGGAUCGCGAUGGAGUUUAGCGCGCGGCGGGUGACGCUCAUGUCGGAUACGACGAGGGCGCUGCGGGGCAUCACGACGGUGCUCUCGCGGUCGUUUGCGGGGGGGUUUGUGUUUGGGAUGCCGGUGAGCUUUUUGGAUGUCGCGAUGUUGUGGCAGCCGAGGGCGAUGGUGCGGCGGCGGCUGAUGGUGCAGCCCGUGACGGGUAUGAAUCCGCUGCCGUCGUGGAGCUGGUUGGGUUGGCACUAUGAUGGUGUGCCUGCGGACCUGACGCUCUGGCGGGCGGCUGCGGACUACGUCCAGGAGGCGCCGGCGCAUCAUCACCAGGGCAAGAGGGGCGCGGAGAGGCGGUUCAAGAGUCCGUAUGCGUUCCGGUUGCGGGGGUUGGUGAGUUAUGAGCUCACGGACCGGGCGACGUACACGCCGUUGCCGAAUGAUGGGAUGGCGUACCGGGAUCGGAGACAUCGGAGGACGGUGCCGUUGCCUGCUGGGUGGUCGAGGAGCGGGGGCGGGUUCCGGUAUGCGGGGGACCCGGAGGUUGUGUUUCGGUACCCGGUGCCUGUGGCGGAGAUGGCUGGCGGAGGAGGAGGAGGAGCGGAAGGGUUAUUGGGGGCGGGGACGUCGCCGUUUGGGGAUUUCUCGCUGAGCGCGACGCUGCUUUCGUUCAGUACGACGGUGGCGUACUUGGACGUGGACUUCGCCAUAGCGAAGAACGGGGCGCCGCUUGACGCGAAGGCGGCCAACGCGGUGAACUCGGGCAACAACACGGGGCCUGGCACGGGACUGGUUGCGCCUGGACGGGGGUACGGCGUCCCGCUGGCGGUGGGAAACAUCUGGUCGAGGACGGGCAAGUGGUGCGGCGUGGUGACGGCGCACGAUAGCUGGCUGGGCUUGCAGGGGGCCAACCAUACCGGGGAGGAGAAGCUCGAGUUCGUGGCCGUGUCGAUGGCGAGCGAGAGGGGAGGGAGUCAUGUGUUUGACUUGGAUGCGUUCCGGGAUAAUAUGGACGAGGACGAGAUUGUGGACUUUGUCAAUGUGCUUUGGGUGGAGAGGGUUGGCGGGGACAAUGUGUUUACUGGGGAGAGCUGUCUCAAGAUGGCUGGUGAACCGAGGUCGAACUCUGGGAUGUAUUUGAGAGGAAAAGGGGAUUUGUACGACCACGGGUUCUGGUGGAUGAAGGCGAUUAGCAUCUGGAUAUCCCAUGUACGAGAUGACUAUUUGUUGUUUGCCAAGAGAUAUGCCGCAAGUGAUGACAAACAACAAGUUCAGAGGUAG
This is a messenger RNA of Colletotrichum godetiae, 2988 nucleotides long. Its product is annotated as heterokaryon incompatibility protein-domain-containing protein. Bases 1 to 2988 code for a protein of 995 amino acids. NCBI's taxonomy places the organism in Eukaryota, Fungi, Ascomycota, Sordariomycetes, Glomerellales, Glomerellaceae. The record is from RefSeq and is a predicted model, not a curated record. The transcript has 3 exons.